GUUGUAUUACUGUUCUAAUACUAAAGUUUAUAUGAAUUCCAACAGAGAGGCAGAAACCCAGGGUCACCUUUCAAUAAACAUCAACCUCAUUCUAUUGAAAACUUAAUUUUGCAUCCUCUUCAUAUUUCAAAUGCGUUUCUGUAUCCACUCAAACAAUCAUAAAUUUACCUCUUUCUUCCCCAAUGGCUAACGACAACGUGAUGAGUGAGGAUCAUUCUCAUGUUCCGAGGAUGCCAUUCACAGACCAAAACACUCACACAUCUGAAGAAAACGACGAAUCCGAAUGGGAAUAUGAAUACUCUAAUACGGAAACAGAGACUUUUUACGUAACACUGGAUCUCUCCAAGGUGGAUUUCACUGGCCGUGAUGUUCGUACUACUAGUCAACAUGGCCACAAAGGCAACGAGAAGUCUGAGCGGGCCAAGUUAUAUUUGAAUCGACGCAUGAGUCCUGAGAAUAGUGAUGAGGAUGAGAGUAUGAUUCAGAAUAAUCAGCCUUCCCCGCCAAAGGACACUGCAGAAGAGGCCGAUUUCAACGAUCACCAAGUCCAGAUUUUAGAGCUUCACUCAGAAAAUCCCAUCAUAUCGUAUAAAGGUCGUGUCUACUCAGGCCGCUGGAGCCAGAAUGUCGGCACCGAAUUACUCAUGACACGUCACGACGAUUACAAUCCGCUUCCGGCUCUUCAACAUCUGGAUAAUGACGUGGACCUGCUUGCAGCGAGUUGCUCGCGUAUCACCGUGGAGGAGAUGGAAAUCAAGCCCAAGGAAGGAGUUGCCAACCAAUGGCGACAGCGCGAUGCCAACGAUAGUAGCAAAAGCAAUGCCCCAGUAUCGGUCGUCCCCGUUCCCGAGAGAUGGGCUACAAAGGAACGAAUCGACCAAGGCAACUUUCUUGCAAACUUGAUCGCACUCAAGAAACGCAAGGGCGAGACGGACGAGGUCACGGUUAUCGCCAAGGGAAUGGACCCGAGAAACGACCACAACCGAAACAGAAAACUGAAGCAAAAGGAGAAACAGAACUUGAGGCGAGGUCACCGUGGAAAGUACAAUCUACCGCACUACAGAGCUUACCGAAGAGGUGGGGGUUCCGAACUUCUAAAGACUUUAUCCAUCAGAGAACCCUUGGUUGGGCUGUCACCCACGGCGAGUUUUGAAGAUAAUGUGUCCACGCCUACUCCAAAUCGGUGGGACGAUCUCGAGGGAGAGGACGUCAGCAUGGUGGAUGAUUUUGAUAUGGGGGAUGAUGACGAUCAAGGAUUGGGGGAAAUUGGGUACUCAGGGUCUGGGGGAGACGGGGGUUCGGUUGAAGAGAUGGACGUGGAUGAUGCUUAGGGUCAUCCUCUUGUUCAUUUAAUCCUGUCUUAAGAGCAUGCGCCUAGAAGCCAAACCCAAAAGAUCCAGCAGUGUGGAUAGCUACCUAGAGGUACUUCCAUAGUUACGGUCUAGAUAUCACUAUGGUGUAUCAACGAGUUCAUUGAUCAUGUCUUUCCAUGACAAUGCAUGAAUUUGACUCCUAUCCUUCUACUGCACAUGCUCGAUUAACGAGCAACCCUAGAACAGAUCGUCGAUACUCUUAUCCGCAUCUUUCUUAAUCAAAUCUACCAUGCCCUACAUACGU
Molecule: messenger RNA, 1617 nt
Organism: Hypoxylon fragiforme
Lineage: Eukaryota; Fungi; Ascomycota; Sordariomycetes; Xylariales; Hypoxylaceae
Exons: 2
Coding region: 183-1331 (382 amino acids)
Source: RefSeq, a predicted model, not a curated record